Messenger RNA from Beauveria bassiana ARSEF 2860, 1530 nucleotides. RefSeq names its product Cytochrome P450 CYP682H1. The coding region runs from base 1 to 1530 and encodes 509 amino acids. Gene Ontology annotation, molecular function: heme binding; iron ion binding; oxidoreductase activity, acting on paired donors, with incorporation or reduction of molecular oxygen. The record is from RefSeq and is a predicted model, not a curated record. The transcript has 4 exons. NCBI's taxonomy places the organism in Eukaryota, Fungi, Ascomycota, Sordariomycetes, Hypocreales, Cordycipitaceae.
AUGGACUCCGUCAUAUGGAUGCAAAGCAUGGUCCAGGGCCACGCGGUGCUCGCCGUCACUGGCCUGGCGGCUCUAUCGCUGAUAACAGUGGUACUGUAUCGCCUCACACUCCAUCCCCUUGCACGAGUCCCUGGUCCUAUUCUCGCUGCCGCUACAGGUGCAUACGAAGCCUACUUUCAGCUGAUAAAAGACGGAGGCGGUCGAUAUUGGGUCGAGAUAGAUCGACUCCAUGAUCUAUACGGGCCGAUUGUGCGAAUCAGUCCAUGGGAAGUCCACAUUAAAGAUUCAAACUGGAAUGACGUCUACAAACUAUCGUCGAAAGCGGCCAAGCCUAGCUGGUAUUACCGAAGCUUCGGCAGUACCACAAGCACUGCGACUACGGAACCGGAUCACCUCCAUCGAAUGCAUCGCCAGGCUGUGCAGCCGUGGUUCUCAUCCCAAAAUGUUACUCGAAGUCUACCAAAAAUACAAGAGACAAUUGAAAAGCUUCACGAUCGCUUGGCCUCCUCCGUCGGCCAGGUCAUAAAUUUGAGCGAUGCAUACCGGUCCCUCGCCCUCGACGUCGCAACCGCCUUUGUUUUUCGAAAACCAUUCGGUGCCUUGGAUCAUCCAGAUUUCAACCAAGACUUCAACGAGGCUAUCAAGAGCUAUAGCCGCAUUGGAAUAUUCAACAGGCAUCUUUUCGGACUCCCACACUGGCUGCUCCAAUCGCUUCCGGCAUCCAUCACAAACAAAAUCAGCUCUAGAGCUGGCCAAUCUUUCGUAGCGACAGUCAAUCGCUUUGCUCGAUACGCUUUCGACAAUCCAGUUGUGCCGGAAGAGGGCCCGCAAGAUGCAGUACAGACGAUGCUCGCAGCAAACCUCCCAAAACAGCAAAAAACUUUCGACCGCGUAUUUGGUGAAUGCCGAAGUUUUAUUCUUGCUGGAACUGAGACUACCGCCACCGUUCUAACCUCAAUCACCUACCAUGCUCUAGCAAAUCCGGACAUACUCACCAGGCUACGGACCGAAAUCAGAAGCGCCUUCGAAGCAAAGGGGACUGCUCUGGAGUAUCAAGAAGUCAAAGCCUUGCCAUAUCUGACUGGCGUCAUCAACGAAGCUCUACGAACGAGCAACUCCAUUUCCGCACGACUUGUCCGCUACUCUGAUGUAGCCGACUUGCAGUACCAGCAAUUCUUCCUGCCUCGUGGAACUUAUAUUUCUGUUAGCAUGGAUGACCUGCACAUGAAUUCUGUCAUUUUUCCUGAGCCCGAAAAGUUCAACCCCGACCGCUGGCUGAACCAAGCCGACUACAAGCGACUUGUGAAGCAUUUACAGCCAUGGGGCCGUGGAUCUCGACUUUGUCUCGGCCUGGAUCUUGCCUAUACUGACGUCUACUUGACGGUGUCACGACUGUUUGGUCCACAAUGCAGCUUCCAGAUGCAGCUGUUCAAAACAAAGCAAAGCGACUGGGACGUUUUUCAUGAUUACUUUGGACCAGCACCCGGUCCCGGAAGCCGGGGGCUGCGAGUGCUUGUUGAACCCAGCUAG